UCAUCUCUGAACAUACUGAGCAAAUAAUGGAAGUAAAAACCAUUUAUGAAAAUGAUGGAGAAAAAUAUCCUCCACCAUCUGGACCUUGGACACAGAGUCAGAACCGGACUGAAGCUCAAAACCGCAGUAGAAAUAGAUGCUCCUUGUUCAUCACAGUGUUACUUGGGCUCAUCUGUGUUUUACUGGUGGUUGGCAUUUUAGUGCUGUACAUCCAUCUCACAGCAGAGAGAGACCUGAUGAAGAGAAGCUACAUGAACAACGCUGAAGGCUACAAUAAAACUUCGAACAACCUGAAAAUGAAUUACAGUCAACUGACUGUUGAGAAAGAAGAGCUAAAGAAAACCCUUAGCUCUGUGAGUCAGAAGAAAUUGGAGUUGGAGACCGAUAACAAACGUUUGACUGGCGAGAAAGAAGAGCUAACGAAAAGCCUGAACUCUAUGAGUCAGAAGAAACAGGAGUUGGAGACCGAUAACAAACGUUUGACUGAUGAGAAAGAAUGGCUAACGAAAAGCCUGAACUCCAUGAGUCAGACGAAACUGGAGUUAGAGACCAACAUCAAGAAUUUGAAAGAUUCACUAAUGAAGAAAUCAGGGUCAUACAUGUAUUAUAUAUCCAGUGAGAUUAAGAGUUGGUCUGACAGCAGGCAGUUCUGCAGGGAUCGUGGUCAAGAUCUGGUCAUUAUCAACACUGAAGAAGAACAGAGACACAUAUUAUCAAUCAUCAAGGAGGACAUGUGGAUUGGUUUGUCUGACAUAGCAGAGGAAGGAAAGAUGAAAUGGGUGGAUAAUACACCACCGUAUCAAGUGUAA
Molecule: messenger RNA, 809 nt
Organism: Paramisgurnus dabryanus
Lineage: Eukaryota; Metazoa; Chordata; Actinopteri; Cypriniformes; Cobitidae
Source: RefSeq, a predicted model, not a curated record